Messenger RNA from Trichomonas vaginalis G3, 2121 nucleotides. RefSeq names its product low-affinity phosphate transporter PHO91 family. The transcript has a single exon. Gene Ontology annotation, cellular component: membrane. Bases 1 to 2121 code for a protein of 706 amino acids. The record is from RefSeq and is a predicted model, not a curated record. Gene Ontology annotation, molecular function: phosphate transmembrane transporter activity. NCBI's taxonomy places the organism in Eukaryota, Parabasalia, Trichomonadida, Trichomonadidae. Gene Ontology annotation, biological process: polyphosphate metabolic process; monoatomic anion transmembrane transport; phosphate ion transport.
AUGAAGUUUGGAAAGCAAAUUAGGUUUGUCGCAGUUAAAGCCUGGUACGACAAAUAUGUUGAUUACAAGAAGCUCAAGAAGGUUAUCGCUCAAGGCAGAGAAAACCUUUUUGAAGCUCAUGAUAAUGGCGCUCUCAUGGCCGAAGUAGAGACAAUGAAGGAAACCUUCUUACAGGAAUUUUUCAAGAAACUCUACAAAGACUUGAAUGUUGUCACUAGCUUCUACUCAAAUGAAUACGUUGAAUGCCAAAAAUUGAUUGAUGAGAUUAACAUUGAUAUCAAAGAACAUGUAGAGUUUUCAAACAGAGACGAAGACACUCAAAAGUCUUUCCUCAAGCGCGUUUUCGGUAUCACACUUGAAGUUUACGAAUUAAGAACCUUCCUUGAAGUCAACCGCACAGCAGGACAAAAGAUCGUCAAGAAGAUCAAGAAGAACUUCGGAAACUCACAUUGGGCCGAAGAUUUCAUCAUUAAUGAGGCAGAUAUUUUCCUUAAUCUUCCAGAGAUCAGAAACCUUAUCAAUGAGCUCGAAGAUCAGUACAUUACAGUUGUUCGUGAGAUUUCUCUUACUCCAGAUACAAGACCACGUCCAGAAAUCAUUCUUGAGUUACAUAACAAGGUUGAUGCAACAAUGGCCUGGAAGCAAUCGACAAUUCUUCGUGAUUUCAACGCUAUCGACUUCCGAAAGUCCGAAUUAUCUGCUGUUUCUCAGCCAGUCAAAUUAAUUCCUUUAAUUAUCGCUUUUGUUUUCCUUAUCGUAUUCUCCGUCGCUCAAUUUACCUCGAAACUUAAAUACUCCGCCCAGAAAUGCAUCGGUGUCAUCGGAUUCUGUGCAAUUUUGUGGGCUACAGGCGCUGUUCCGCUUUGGCUUACAUCUCUUUCGAUUCCUCUCCUAGCUGUUGUUCUCAAGGUCAUUACAGGAUAUACGCCGGCCGACCUUGGUAAACUUAUUCAAUCUGCUACGAUGAGUCCAACUGUUUUCCUUACAAUGGGUGGCUUUACUAUCGCUGCUGCACUUAGAGCAACAGAAAUGGAUAAGAGAAUUGCCUCACUCGCCCUCAAAAAGGCUGCAUCGAAUGCCAGAAUUUUCUUAUUAGUUUGUUCACUUCUUAAUGCAUUUAUCGCUAUGUGGAUCUCCAACAUUACAUCAACAAUGAUCGUUGUUACUCUUGUUGGCCCAACAUUACGUCAAAUUCCUCGAGAUUCGAAUUACGCACGCGCUGUUGUCCUUUCCAUCGCUCUUGGAGGCAACUUAGGCGGUAUGAUGACACCUCUUUCAUCUCCACAGAACGCCGUCACUGUACAAGCUGUUGCAGAUGCAUCCAAGGCAUUUAACAUCAAAGCUAGCGUUUCCUUCACCGAAUUCUUUGCUACAGCACUUCCUUUCUCUAUUAUAUGCGCUCUCAUUGCUUGGGUGAUCAUCAUGUUCAAGUAUCCAAUUGAUAUCCAAGGAGUUCCGCCAAUUCCUGAGUCAAAGACCGAUUUCGGAUGGCGCCAGAUCUUUGUAUCCGUUGUAUCCGUUGCCAUCAUCAUUGUUUGGAUUUGUCUUCCUUUUGGAGCAGAAAAAGUAUUUUCUGACUACGGCAUUGUUGGUUUCCUUCCAAUGAUUAUUUUCUACGGCGUCGGCAUCCUUCCUCCAUCAAAAAUUGCUGAGUUGCCAUGGAACAUCAUCUUCCUUCUCAUGGGUGGUAAUGUUCUCUCUAAGAUUGUCCAGACAAGUGGUCUCAUGGAUGUUAUUUCCAACGCAAUGACUGAUUUACUUGGAAAUCAGACACUUUGGGUAACAAUUUUGAUUGUCAACAUUUGUGUUAUUGUCAUCGAUUUCUUCUUGACACACACUGUUUCGUCAAUGAUUACUAUGCCUCUUGUUGCAAACUUCGCAGGAAAAAGAGGUGGUCACAUCGCUUUGUUCUGUAUGUGUGGAUGCAUGGCAACAACAGCAAGCCAGAUACUUCCUGUUUCGUCAUUCCCUAACAUGUGCUGUGUCUCUCUAACUGAUGAUACAAAGAAGGAGUACAUCUCUAGUGGUUCUUUCAUUAGAUGGGGUAUAAUGAUCACUGCUGUACUCUUCGCAUGCGUUAUGACAGUCUAUUAUGGCAUUGGCAUAGCUUAUGGAAUGUAA